GUUCCUCCCUCCUGCCGCUGGGGGCAGCAGCGCGCCGGAAAACAUCCGUCCAACAGGAAGCUGAAGCACAGCCAGGCAUCAUCAUGCCUACUGCUGUGAUCAUGGAGGAGAACUUUGAUAAACUAUUAGAGCAGUGUGAAGCUCAGGAGCUGGAGGCUCCAGGAGGGAUUGCAACUCCUCAAGUCUACUCUCAGCUGCUGGCCCUGUAUUUACUCAACAAUGACAUGAAUAAUGCCAGAUAUCUAUGGAAGAGGGUUCCCCAGGCAAUCAAGUCGGCGAACCCUGAAUUAACGGCUAUUUGGGCAGUGGGCCAGCACAUUUGGCAGCGGGACUUUCCAGGGAUCUACACAGCCAUUGCAGCGCACCAGUGGUCAGAGAACAUUCUGCCCGUCAUGGAGGCACUUCGAGAGAGCACACGGCAAAGGGCGUACAGUCUGGUGGCUCAGGCCUACACCUCCAUCACCGCAGAGGACUUCGCUGCCUUUGUGGGCUACACAGUAGAAGAGGCAGUUAAGGGUGUGGUGACUCAAGGCUGGCAGGCCGACCCGGCCACCCGCAUGGUGAUGCCCAAGAAGCCCGAUCCUCCCCCCGUCUCAUUGGUUCCAAAUGAGCAGCAGUUGGCCAGACUCACUGACUACGUGGCUUUCCUUGAGAACUGAUAACCCUGCCGCACAGCUACUGCCGCCCUCUCCCGCCCGUCUGGUACCGAAGGAGAACUCAAGCCCCUCAGACUCUGACCUCCGACCCUCCCUGAAGACGUUACCAAACUCAUCAUCCACAUAAAUUCAGCAGACUCUUCUCAGCACAACCGGUCCUGUACAGCCUCCUGUACUCCCCCCACACAGCUUUUCUCUCCGACUGCUACAUUGUGUUAUAUUUGUUUUGCUCCGGAAGUGUACAUUUUGGGACGGAUUCCAAAAGACGUAUAUUUGUGAUCAAUGUCCCUCUGCUCCUUUUUUUUUUUUUUUUUUUUUUUCCCUCCCCCAACCUGACAAGCGUCUCCCUCAGUAGAAACCUGCAGACCAGUGUGUACAGCGUAUCGACUCGGUUGUAGCACUCAGAUGUUGCCUUGAGACCUCGGCAUGCAUGCGUCACUGUGUGGAGUUCAGUCGUGAGACUUCUUCUGUUGAAGUGUAUGUUUUGACUGGUGAAUAAAUAUUUUGCUCUUUC
This is a messenger RNA of Salarias fasciatus (jewelled blenny), 1170 nucleotides long. RefSeq names its product COP9 signalosome subunit 8 (gene cops8). NCBI's taxonomy places the organism in Eukaryota, Metazoa, Chordata, Actinopteri, Blenniiformes, Blenniidae. The record is from RefSeq and is a predicted model, not a curated record. Gene Ontology annotation, biological process: COP9 signalosome assembly; protein deneddylation. Bases 84 to 659 code for a protein of 191 amino acids. The transcript has 7 exons. Gene Ontology annotation, cellular component: COP9 signalosome.